Molecule: messenger RNA, 264 nt
Organism: Trichomonas vaginalis G3
Lineage: Eukaryota; Parabasalia; Trichomonadida; Trichomonadidae
Product: protein of unknown function, DUF4106 family
Exons: 1
Coding region: 1-264 (87 amino acids)
Source: RefSeq, a predicted model, not a curated record
AUGGAACAUAUGUGCCAGCUGGUGGAACUUAUAUACCACCAAACCCUCCAAGAGAAGCACCUGCACCAGGACUACCUAGAACAUUUACAUCGUCACAUGGACAUAGACACAGGCAUGCACCAAAACCAACACAACAACCAACACCACAACCAACAGUUCAAAACACUGCACCACAACCAACAGUUCAAAACACUGCACAGCAACAACCACAAACAGAGCAAGGACAUAAAAGAAGUAGAGAACAAGGAAACCAAGAAUUCUUAA